GUCACACCUGAUUGCAAGUGUGUAAAUUUUUGAGCCAAUUUUGUUUACAAUAAAGUUAGCGAAUCUGGGCCAAGUUACGGGAUCCUUCAACAACACCAAUGCCCGGAGCAGACUCCCAAGUGCCUAAAUGAGCGGGCGACCCAAUUUUCUCACAACCUUAACAGAUAAACCGAAGAAAAAUGAGUUUGCACUACGCGGAAUCGGAGCCCUCGCAGUCGGACAGUCAGAGCAAGAUGGACAUCUCGGAGACGCCGACAGACUCCACGGGUAUUUCACCAUUGGCGGAUGAUGGUGUGACCUCGGCCCCCGAGAAAAAUAUCCUAGAAAUUGGGAAGGAAACGGAAAACGCAAAGGAGAAGUCAGAACUGGAAUUGGACCUGAAGUCGAACGCUACCCUCGACAAUAGAAUAGUACGUCCGGAGCUGUUGCCCAUUGAGGGCUUGCCACAACGACAUACUAUCGAGCGCACUUUGGCCAACAGCCAUCCGCUUAUGUCCCCCACUAACACAGAUUCGGACUCGGAGCCCUUUCUAACCAGGAAUCCGGAAAAACAGCAACAGCGCAGCAACUUCCCAGAUGUAGUUCCGGCCACGGAAACGGUGCAGGUUAAGAAUUCCCUAAACCAGUCUAGAAGUAAGCCGCAGGACGCCAAGGUCAGUCUUUUGCGUGCCAACAGUCCGGAUAUUCUGAGCAGUGAAUCGGACGCGGAUGUCUCGCAAUAUCUAGCCGCCGUGGAGUCCAAUUUUCAGUCUGUUUCUCUGAUGCCGAACGGAAAUGGCAAGAAGGCCAAGAGGACCACUACUCUACCCGGCGGAGAGGACAUAUCUAGCCUUGACUCCAUCUCUAAUCACAGCUUCGAUGACGACGAGGACAUUGAACACAAUCUCGCGUCCCUAAGCCCUUCGAGCUCCCUAAUAGAUGGUCUCGAUGGCGAGGAUGACGACGACGACUGCGAGGGACCGGAGCUAUUGCCCGAUCAUGACGAUGACUUGGAGCUGGAGUUUGGGCUGGCCACUACGCCCACGCCACAUGCCCCGGCCACAGCCAACGGGGCCAGCUUACCGCAAUAUACAGCCGCCGAAGAGCGGCGCGACUCAAGAAAUUGGCAAAAGAUUACCCUGCCGGAUGGGCGCACUCGGGAAAUUGAUAUGAGGGUGAUUGAGCCCUACAAGCGGGUGCUAUCUCAUGGUGGCUAUCUCAAGUCAGGUGGCCAGAACGCUAUUGUCAUCUUCUCGGCGUGUCACCUGCCGGAUCGAUCCAGAGCGGAUUAUAGCUACGUGAUGGAGAAUCUGUUUCUGUAUGUCGUGAAAACGCUGGAGCAGCUGGUCACGGAUGACUAUGUAUUGAUCUAUCUGCACGGAGGUUCAAACAGGCGCAAUGUGCCGCCAUUCCCUUGGCUCAAACGCUGCUAUCAACUGCUGGACCGCCGUUUGCGCAAAAGCCUGAAACAUAUGUAUUUGGUGCAUCCCACUUUCUGGAUCAAGUCGCUGGUCUGGAUGGCCCGACCCUUUGUGAGCACAAAGUUCUGGCGCAAGCUGGUCUACGUUAAGUCCCUGGAGGAGCUAGGCUUGCAUGUGGUAGUGGAAAAGGCGGCCAUUCCGGAGAAGGUGAAGCAGUACGAUGCCAAGCGGCACUGAACCCCUGCGAUGUCCCAGACUUGUUUCAAACGAAAAGCAUUCAUGCCACACACUCGCUACUCGUCCUCCUCCCACAUACAUACUCCCCAUUUCACUAAAGACUAAGGCAAAUCCUCAAAUCGAUUGUUUGUGCUCUCUCCUCGCUAUGCUUUAAUUUAAGAUCUCAAUCUUUGUGAUACUUUUUGUUGGCCUUCUCAGUCGAAGUCGAGUAAUCCCCUAUCCUUUAGCAUUUUACCCCGUGUGGAGCGUGAAGGCGUUCAUCAAAACAUCGAACAAGUUUUUAUAGCUCUUUAUUCGCAGCAGUAGACUCGUAUUAGUAGACACCACCAUCCCCCACAUAUAUUUAUAUACACAUUAAAUACCAUACCAUAUAGAUGUAGCUUCCGCUUCAUAUACAUUUUGUAAUGGAACCGACAUACAUACACAUAUGCAACAAGAAACCACCAAACUUCCGAACAUGUUACCUUUCAUUGUAGUAUCGAUGUUGCUCUGGAGGAGAAACCCACUCCACUAAACUGAAUUUAAACAUAAGUAAUUGAAAAUCUUUAGCUGAAUUUUGCAUCCAAAUAUCGCAAAUUGUAUAUUCGAAGCGUUCUUUGCACGAAACUUACACUGACACUGACCGACCCCAUGCCAGUUGCAAGUAGGUGCCACAUCCACAUCCGCAUCCACAUUGUCAUUCCU
This is a messenger RNA of Drosophila bipectinata, 2321 nucleotides long. RefSeq names its product protein prune homolog 2. The record is from RefSeq and is a predicted model, not a curated record. Gene Ontology annotation, cellular component: cytoplasm. NCBI's taxonomy places the organism in Eukaryota, Metazoa, Arthropoda, Insecta, Diptera, Drosophilidae.